UGAUUUCGGGCACCUCCACCAGAUAAUUGGGAAGGGUUUCAGAAGGUGGGAAAUGUCACCUGAUUCACACUGAACUUUUAAAAGCUCCCCACCCCCAAGGAACCGCGCACACCCUCGCUCGCGGCCGCCCUCCCACUGCCCCACACACUGGGAGACCGCCCACCGCAAACCGUGGAGACCCCCGUCUAGAUUUAAAGCGCGGCUGCGCCUGGCUUCUGACGUCCAUUGAAUCGCGAGGGCGGCCGGCGGCAAGCGCUGGGCUACGCCGGGAUAGCUGCGCCCUCCGCCGCUCGCCUCUGCGACGCGCACCGCUUGCCAGAGCCACCCGCCGCCGCGCCCGCUCCCCGCGCCACCGCGCCCGCUCCCCGUGCCGCCGCGCUCCUCACCCCGCGCCUGCCCUCAGGAUGGCCCGUCCUAGGCACCAGCCCGGCGGGCUUUGCCUCCUGCUGCUGCUUCUCUGCCAGUUCAUGGAGGACCGCAGCGCCCAGGCUGGGAAUUGCUGGCUCCGCCAAGCAAAGAACGGCCGCUGUCAGGUCCUGUACAAGACAGAACUGAGCAAGGAGGAGUGCUGCAGCACUGGCCGCCUGAGCACCUCGUGGACCGAGGAGGACGUAAAUGACAACACGCUGUUCAAGUGGAUGAUUUUCAACGGGGGCGCCCCCAACUGCAUCCCUUGUAAAGAAACGUGUGAGAACGUGGACUGUGGCCCCGGGAAAAAAUGCCGAAUGAACAAGAAGAACAAACCCCGCUGCGUCUGUGCCCCAGAUUGUUCUAACAUCACCUGGAAAGGCCCGGUGUGUGGGCUGGACGGAAAAACCUACCGCAACGAAUGUGCACUCCUCAAGGCCAGAUGUAAAGAGCAGCCAGAGCUGCAAGUCCAGUACCAGGGCAAAUGUAAAAAGACCUGUCGGGAUGUUUUCUGUCCAGGCAGCUCUACAUGCGUGGUGGACCAGACUAAUAAUGCCUACUGUGUGACUUGUAACAGAAUUUGCCCAGAGCCCACCUCCUCUGAACAGUAUCUCUGUGGGAAUGAUGGAGUGACCUACCCCAGUGCCUGUCACCUGAGAAAAGCUACCUGCCUACUGGGCAGAUCUAUUGGAUUGGCCUAUGAGGGAAAGUGUAUCACAAAGUCCUGUGACGAUAUCCAGUGCACUGGUGGAAAAAAGUGUUUAUGGGACUUCAAGGUUGGCAGAGGCCGGUGUUCGCUCUGCGGUGAGCUGUGCCCUGAGAGUAAGUCUGAGGAGCCUGUCUGUGCCAGUGACAAUGCCACGUAUGCUAGCGAGUGUGCCAUGAAGGAAGCGGCCUGCUCCUCGGGCGUGCUGCUGGAAGUGAAGCACUCCGGAUCUUGCAACUCCAUUUCGGAAGACACCGAAGACGAGGAGGAAGAUGAAGACCAGGACUACAGCUUCCCUAUAUCUUCCAUUCUAGAGUGGUAAACCCUCCACCAAUGUUCAAUGUUGACAUAGCCUUUAGGCAAAAAAAAAAAAAAAAAAAAAAGGAAAGAAAAAAAGUAAAAGAAAAAAAAUACAUUGUCCAUACUGUAAAUAAGUGUAUGCCUAUUUAUUUGGGGGGAAAACUAUACAUAAAGGACCUUUGUCCUAAAGCUCUCUCCCAGGCCACCUUGUUACUCACUGGACCCGGAGAGGCAGUCAUUGUGAGGUCUACUGGAUGAGGCCCAUAGUUGAGACUUGUAGACAUUUAUUUAUACUGUGUCAUGUUUUAUAAUUUAUACAUAAAAUGUCUGGUUGACUGUACACCUUGUUUUUGAAGAAAUUUAUUCGUGAAAGGAAGAGCAGUUGUUAUUUAUUGUGAGGUCUCUUGCUUGUAAAGUAAAAGCUUUUUUUUUUCCUUGUAAACCAUUUAAGUCCAUUCCUUACUAUUCA
Molecule: messenger RNA, 1883 nt
Organism: Bubalus bubalis (water buffalo)
Lineage: Eukaryota; Metazoa; Chordata; Mammalia; Artiodactyla; Bovidae
Gene: FST
Product: follistatin
Exons: 6
Coding region: 405-1436 (343 amino acids)
Biological process (GO): negative regulation of activin receptor signaling pathway; cell differentiation; multicellular organism development
Molecular function (GO): activin binding; protein binding
Source: RefSeq, a predicted model, not a curated record